Molecule: messenger RNA, 376 nt
Organism: Xenopus laevis (African clawed frog)
Lineage: Eukaryota; Metazoa; Chordata; Amphibia; Anura; Pipidae
Gene: atp5mf.S
Product: ATP synthase membrane subunit f S homeolog
Biological process (GO): proton motive force-driven mitochondrial ATP synthesis
Cellular component (GO): mitochondrial inner membrane
Molecular function (GO): proton-transporting ATP synthase activity, rotational mechanism
Source: RefSeq, marked provisional
GCCUGUGACAUCUCGGUCAUAAAGAUGGCGGACAAGAUGGUGCCCAUAGCAGAGCGAAGGCUCAUGGAUGUUAAGCUUGGUCAGCUGCCCAGCUGGCUAUCCACACGUGAUUUCACUCCAAAUGGAAUCAUCGCAUCCUUACGCAGAGGCCAUAGCUCCUAUUACAACAAGUACAUCAAUGUGAAGAAGGGAGGCAUUGGAGGAGUGGCUAUGCUCCUGGCUGGUUAUGUUAUUCUGAGUUAUGUCUCGGAAUAUGAUCACAUCAAGCAUGAUCGCUGGAGAAAGUAUCACUGAUCUGUGGAAAUCAUUCCUUCUUCUAUGCGUAAUGUUUCCUGUACAGUUUCAAGCCAGUCCUUGAUUAAUAAAUCGAAAACCG